Molecule: messenger RNA, 1228 nt
Organism: Zerene cesonia (dogface butterfly)
Lineage: Eukaryota; Metazoa; Arthropoda; Insecta; Lepidoptera; Pieridae
Gene: DnaJ-10
Product: dnaJ homolog subfamily C member 9
Exons: 5
Coding region: 308-1108 (266 amino acids)
Cellular component (GO): nucleus; cytoplasm
Molecular function (GO): heat shock protein binding
Source: RefSeq, a predicted model, not a curated record
UAUGUCAAGUUAAUAUCAAACUUCAGUUCGCAUUUUGGCAACGAUUUUUACAUUUUGCCGCGCAUCGUGCAUUCAGUUUUAAUUUUGCAUUAUUUAUUGUUUUCUACAGGCUCUCGUCUAUAUCGAUAUAAACACCUUUUAUCGUUUUCUUUAUCAUCACAAUUUAGUCGAGUAGAGAAAGCCCAAAUAACUAAUAAGACAAUAAUCUGAUCAAUAAUAGGAAAUGGUUUUGAACUCAUAAGCUCUGUUUCAGUAAAUAUUUACAGGCCUUCAUUUAUAUAUCAUAUUUAAUUUUAAUACUCUCAACAUGAGUCUUUUAGAUUUAUGUGAACAAUAUUUUAACACAACUAAUUUAUAUGAAAUUUUACAAAUUGAUGAAAAAGCAUCAGAUAAAGAAGUUAAAAAAGCUUACCACAAGCUAUCCCUAAAAGUUCAUCCAGACAGAGUAAAAGAGGAAGAGAAAUUGGAAGCUACUGAGAAGUUUAAGGUCCUUGGUGGUGUUCAUGCGAUUUUGAGUGAUAAAGAGAAAAGGGAGCUCUAUGAUACCACAAAGAGUGUGGAUGAUGGAGAAUACAAUAUAAUUAAGGAUAGAGAUUGGACAGUGUACUGGCGAUUGCUCUUUAAAAAGAUUACAGAAGAAGAUAUUAAAGCAUAUGAAAAGGAGUACAUAGGAUCUGAUGAAGAAAAGAAGGAUUUAAAGAAUGCAUAUCUCGCUGGUAAAGGUGACAUGGAUUAUAUUGUUGACCAAGUCCAAUUUGCUAGAUCAGAACAUGAAGCCAGAUUAAAAGCCAUCUUAUCUGAAAUGAUAGAACAAGGAGAAAUCCCAGCCUAUAAAAUAUUUACCCAUGAACCAGUCAAAAAACGUCAACGUCGACAUGCCAAGGAAAAUCGGGAAGCAAAAGAAGCAGAAGAGUUUAAGAAAGAACUAGGAUUAGGUUCAGGUGAAAAUAGUUUAGAAUUGAUGAUAAAACAGAAACAAGAAUCAAGAGCCAAUCAAAUGAAUUCAUUUCUUGAUAAUUUGGCUGCAAAAUAUGGUGAAAGUAAACCAAAAGGCAGGAAACGUAAAGCAAAAGAAACCAAGGAAACCACAAUGAAGAAACGAAAAUGAGGCUACUAUAUUUUAUUUUUUUAUCUUGUUAUCCUAGUGAAAUAUGAAAUAUGUUAUUUAUGUUUCACACGUCUGUUUAAGACAUUCUAAUCUUCUCAAUAAAAUAAUUAUUUAUAUGUA